AUGUUAGACAAACUUUGGGAUGAUAUUGUUGCUGGCCCUCAACCAGAACGUGGCCUUGACAAGCUUAGAAAACUCACCACCAACGUCAAAGAUGAAGGAGCAAGUAGUCAAUUAAUGAGGAGCACGUCGAUUCCGACGACGCCGACGACACCGGUGACUCCGACAACACCUUCAUCGGCGCGUAAAGUUGACAACGUUUGGAGGAGCGUGUUCAAUCCUGGGAGUAAUUCUGCUACUAAGACAAUUGGUGCUCAUGUUUUCGACAAACCACUCCCCAACACCCCCACUGUCUACGAUUGGUACAUAAUCUCCUCUAUGAUUGGAUGUACAGUGGGGAUACAAGGAGCAAGCACCGUUGAUUACUGA
This is a messenger RNA of Lathyrus sativus (Indian pea), 366 nucleotides long. The record is from the annotation of a GenBank genome assembly. Lineage: Eukaryota; Viridiplantae; Streptophyta; Magnoliopsida; Fabales; Fabaceae.